This is a messenger RNA of Aspergillus lentulus, 1749 nucleotides long. Lineage: Eukaryota; Fungi; Ascomycota; Eurotiomycetes; Eurotiales; Aspergillaceae. The record is from RefSeq and is a predicted model, not a curated record.
AUGCUUUCUCCCCAAUGCUACCUCAACGUGCUCGCUAUUGAAAUUAGCGUCCAUGACGGAUCUCGUGGCGUCUUUUCCUCGCCGGAGUUAUCCAACGAAGGUCUUUCGAGGGAAGAGAUGGAAGAAAUGGUAGAGAUGGAGGAUGGGACAUCGGUCACCAACUCGGAGAACUUCACUACCUAUGACAGGGAAGUCAACAUGAAGUCUGCGCAGCAAGCACAUAUCGAUGCCUUUGCUCUGAAUAUGGCCUACGGCGACCCGACGAAUGAAUCCUCCCUGACUCAAGCCUUCGACGCUGCCAACAUCACGGGCUUCCAACUGUUCUUCUCGUUCGACUAUGCGGGGAACGGUGCCUGGCCGAGGAGUACUGUCAUCAUUGACCAUCUCACCCAAUACGGGUCCAAUUCUGCCUACUACCAUUACAACGGAAAACCGCUUGUGUCUACCUUCGAGGGCGCCGUCAGCGCGGCAGACUGGAAUGAUAUCAAGACGGAGACGGGCUGCUACUUUGUCCCGGAUUGGUCUUCGCUAGGAGCAAAGACGGCGCUGGAGGCUUCGCCAGGCGUGCCCGAUGGUCUUUUCUCCUGGGCCGCAUGGCUGUGGGGACCUAAUGACAUGGACACCCACGUAGAUGCAUCGUACAUGCAGUAUCUGGACGGAAAGCCGUACAUGAUGCCGGUGUCACCGUGGUUCUACACCAACCUGCCCGGCUACAAGAAGAACUGGCUCUGGAACGGCGACCACCUGUGGUACGAGCGCUGGGAGCAAGUGCUGGAUCUGCAGCCCGAGUGGGUGGAAAUCAUCUCCUGGAAUGACUAUGGCGAGUCCCCCUAUAUCGGCCCCCUGCACGAGAAUGCCAUGGCGGCCUUUGAGAUCGGCAAUGCCCCGUACAACUACGUGAUGGCGUAUAUGCAUGAAGGAUGGCAAGACUUCCUGCCCUACGUGAUUGACCUCUACAAGACGGGAACCGCCACCAUCACACAGGAGGGCGUCCAGGUCUGGUACCGCAGGGCCCCAGGCGCCGCCUGUACCAAUGCUGGGACCAGUGGCAACACGGCCAGCCAGUUCCAGGUCAAAUUCCCGCCGACCGAGGUGCUCAAGGAUGAGUAUCGGCGGCGUGGUGCAAGAGGCCGGGGCAAUACCUACACGGUAGGGGAGUCCAAGGCUGUGGUUGCCCAGGCCGACGGUAGCCAUCUCAUCUAUAACGAUCCUCCCAACGGCCUCUUCCCAUAUCGCCGCAAGCGCGACCUAGCUGGCUCGUCAGAUCAACAUCAAGAGGAUGAGGACAGCGCUCCCCUUGCGGAUGCGGACCUCCUCCACGAGCCUGCACUCAACCCUACAAUCCGCCUCGACGACUUCCUGCUGCCGGCCACCACGCCAAACAACAACCUCAGGCGCCGCGCCGCACUCUCCGGGACCAGCUUCCUCGACUCGCGGGUCUACACCGACGUCCUGAGCUCAACCCCCGGCAAGAGCCACCCACCGACUCCACCGGCUACCCAGCAACCUACCAGAUCUACAUGCGCCCGGGGCGCGUCUUCUCACAAACCGACGAAUGCGACUACGAAUGGGGUCAGCUUCGAGGCCUACGAGCCCACCACGCCCGAGACCGGGCGCACGCCGUGCUACCCGGACGGAGCCUGGAGCGAGCAGUACUGUCCCUCCAGCAGCCUGGACCCUGAUCUGCCGGCUAGCAUCGACGGGGAUCGAGGUGUGAGGGAACACAUGCACGUCCACGGCGACGGCUGA